UGAAUUAUUAAACUACAUACUUGUUUUUACCCUUCAGGCUCUGAAUAUGUGAAACAAGAAGAAAAGUGCUGUGGAACAUGUGUACCAAAGAACUGUACUUACACAGCAGACAACACCACAUAUAUGAUGCGGGUUGGAGAAGUCCGCAUGCACAAAUGUGAAAAUGUUACCUGUCUUGAAAUUGAUGGCUCGCUUGUGACUGAGAAGAGCUCUGAGAAGUGCACUUAUACCAGUUCAAGUGACUGUAAACCUUGCUUUGAAUAUGUGAAAGAAGAAGGAGAGUGCUGUGGAACAUGCAGACAAUCUUGCUGUAUUUACAAUGCACCAGACAACACCAAACAUACUCUCCAGGUUCAAGAGGCAUACAAGUUUAAAUGUACGACCGGUACCUGCAAUAAAGUUAAUGGCUCGCUUCAGAUUGUGGAGAGCAUUAAAACCUGCCCUGACUUUAAUCCAAAUGACUGUGUGCCUGGAACAAUAAAAGAUGACACAGAUGGAUGUUGCAAGAUCUGUGAAACCUACAAGUGUAUUCCUGAAAAGAACAUCACCCGUCUGCAUGUCAAUGAUUGUAAUUCCUUCCAGGAUGAAGAAGUUGCAUCCUGCACUGGCCACUGUGAAUGUGUAAAUCGAUGUAUUCGAUGUACGUGAACGAUUUGAUUCACAGCUGUUCCUGCUGCCAGGAGAAGAAUUUCACCCUUCGACCGGAUAAAAAUAGAUCCUAAUUAACUGCUGAAUAAUCUGACAUAUUACAAUUUUAAAAUAUAUAUCCAAUAACGGAAAUGAUUUAAGGUGAUUGUUAUAGUACAUUAAUGGCUAAGGUUAUUUUGGCAAAUAUUGCACCAUUUAUUUUUUUCUGUGUGGUUUGAUCUUGGGGUAUGGUUAACUCUAGUCUGUUACCUCUUAAAGGGGAUCCUGGGCAUCUUUUCUUUUAUUUGUUACACUCUCUGGUAAUGCAUGAGAUAAUGUACUUUUCUUUCCAAUGAAUUGAAUUAAAAUCACAAUAAAGCAUAAUAAAGAGCA
This is a messenger RNA of Cyprinus carpio (common carp), 1020 nucleotides long. Its product is annotated as intestinal mucin-like protein. NCBI's taxonomy places the organism in Eukaryota, Metazoa, Chordata, Actinopteri, Cypriniformes, Cyprinidae. The transcript is spliced from 7 exons. The coding region runs from base 124 to 648 and encodes 174 amino acids. The record is from RefSeq and is a predicted model, not a curated record.